AUGGCGUUAGAUAAGAAUACUCAGUUCGACGCAAACAAUAACAACAGCGAUGAGGAGCAAUCGAAAACACAACGAAGCGCAUCAGAUGUGAGCAACAUCUUCAAUAGUACUUUUAUCAAGGAGGGCAACCAAUGGCGAUCCCUCAAGAAUAUGGAUUGUCGAGGUGUGAUACCCGAUUUGGCAAACAACGAUUUCGAUAAUGGCGUACUUUCUUCAAUGAAUGAAGCUGACAGCAAGAACAGUCGCGAAGAUCCUACAAGAAAUACGUCGUCAGGAGCAUCCACUAGUCGUUCUGUUUCAUCUCAAAAGAUUCAGAAUUCUUCAUCUGACAAACCACUAGAUACAAAAAAGAAUCCUUUGCAACGAAUGAAAAAACGUAGUACACAAAAAUCGAAACUAUGCAUUAUUCAAUGA
Messenger RNA from Rotaria socialis, 414 nucleotides. NCBI's taxonomy places the organism in Eukaryota, Metazoa, Rotifera, Eurotatoria, Philodinida, Philodinidae. The record is from the annotation of a GenBank genome assembly.